AUGGCAGUGGGGAAGAUGCAUGAGCCACAGUUCUCACAGUACAUGAUGCAAUUCGCCAGGGUCUCCUACUUGAUGGCCACCGUUGAGGACAUCUUCGGCGAGCAUCAGUCUGUUCAGGAGCUCGAAUGCUUUGUGCAAGUUGUUGAGAGGUGGGAUCUUCAAGCGGCAGAGCAGCUGCCACAGUCACUGAGGGUCUUCUAUGCGGCUGUCUACAACACAACCAACCAGAUCAGCUACACUGUUCUUAGGAGGCAUGGCUGUGAUAUAACUUCACACAUGAGGAGAGCAUGGGUGAGUGUGUGCAGAGAUUACUUGGUUGAAGCAAGGUGGCACCGUGCCCGACAGACACCAAGGCUAGAGGAAUAUUUGAGCAACAUCCGGGCAGCCAUGACCAGCCCUAUUCUCCUCCCUGCCUACUUCUUCCUCUCCCAAAACAUUGAGGAACAAUCCAUCCAGCAGCUGCAGUCUGAGUCCAACAUCAUCAACUUGUCAUCGAUGAUAGUUCGUCUCUCGGCUGACCUCCAGAGAUCCAGGGUUGGAUUCAGGAGAGGAAACCAGCCUAGAUCGGUCCAGAUUUAUAUGAACGAGGCACGGGUAGCAGAGGAGCAAGCACGGCAGCACAUAAGGAACUUGUUGAGGGAUGCAUGA
Molecule: messenger RNA, 648 nt
Organism: Nymphaea colorata (pocket water lily)
Lineage: Eukaryota; Viridiplantae; Streptophyta; Magnoliopsida; Nymphaeales; Nymphaeaceae
Product: (-)-alpha-terpineol synthase-like
Exons: 4
Coding region: 1-648 (215 amino acids)
Molecular function (GO): magnesium ion binding; terpene synthase activity
Source: RefSeq, a predicted model, not a curated record